Phaedon cochleariae (mustard beetle) is the source of this 4584-nucleotide messenger RNA. Lineage: Eukaryota; Metazoa; Arthropoda; Insecta; Coleoptera; Chrysomelidae. The record is from the annotation of a GenBank genome assembly.
AGAACAUUGAAAACAUCACCAAUUAGCAGAUAUGAGCUCCAAAGUGUUGAUCACUUCACUGGCCUUCCUGCUGGUUAUCAGCCUUUGCGUGGCAGCUCCCCGACGUGGAGGACACUCCAUAGGCGCUGACAUUGGCAGGAGGCCAUUGCCAGGAGGUGACUCUAUUGGCGCUGACAUCGGGAGGAGGCCAUUGCCAGGAGGCGACUCUAUCGGCGCUGACAUUGGCAGGAGGCCAUUGCCAGGAGGUGACUCUAUCGGUGCUGACAUUGGGAGGAGGCCACUUCCAGGUGGUGACUCUAUUGGCGCGGACAUUGGGAGGAGGCCAUUGCCAGGAGGUGACUCUAUCGGCGCUGACAUUGGGAGGAGGCCCAUUCCUGGACAAGCGAAUAAUCACCCAGGAUACUGUCCAAGCUGUAGAUAUCCUCGUCCAGGAGGAGCUGUACCAUUUUGAGCAGGGACUUUGGUUGACGUGAUAAUUUUAAAGUUAUGAAAAGGGGUACUUCAUGUAUUGUUAUGCUUUCACAAUUCGUAUUUUAUUUUGCUUACGAUGAUAUCUAAUAAAAAGUCCAGAGACAAAAAAGCGCUUGCUUAAAAGACACCAAAAAUAAUUGUUCAACAAAUACCCCCUUUUUAUCUCAUAUUCAGUUAUAUAUUUCGGGACUUCCUACAGGAGGGAGGCGUAUGCGUAUGCGUAUGCAAAUUCUUUCCGCGGUUUCAAUUUGUUCAAAUUUCAACAAGAACCAACUUGCAUGCAUUUACUGAUAGUUUUGCAAAUUCAGACCGUCAUCUGAUAACGAAAUGAUAUAUGUCUCAAGGGCAUGUUAACUCAUUGUAUUUCAUCGAAUGGCAUCGAACGGUGCCAAUCACUAUCCUUUCCUGUGCAGUAAUUUGCACCAAAUUUCGCGAAUUGAUAACGAAAUAAGAAUUAUGCCAUCCGAUACCAAUUGAAUAGUAGAUCUCGAAAACCUGCCUCUGCCAUCCCUCAAUCUGAGCCACAUCCACGGUUUUUUUAAUCUAUGGUACAGCGAUACAGCGAUUAUUAUUCCGGACAUACUUCCGUCAUGUGAUAUAGAAACAGAAGAAAUAUAUUUAUGAUAAGGAGAAUGCGAAUUUUCUACUUCAGAAGAUUUUGUUUUCAAAUUCUUAUCGUGUGUAUAGCCAGGAAAGUAGUUUUUUUCUGUUGAAUAAACCGAGAAAGAAUUGAUAUCUUCAUCACAUAGAGAAUGCUUAUUCUCAAUGUAUUUAUUUAUAUAUAUAUCCAUAUUUUAUGUUCAUACCUAAUUAUAUCUGGGAAUGAACUAAACAAUUCGAAAUCGAACGAACAAAUACAAAAUGAUUUAUCAUUCGGAAUGUUUAAAGAGAGUUCAAAACAUACAUUGUCAACAGUCCAAAAUUUCGUCUUCAGGUUCCUAAUUCUUUUCUUUAGCAAUGUGUUGAGUAUUAUAGGAGCUAUUUCUUUCAGCACCGACCUGAGAAGUGAAUGCUUGACAAGUGAGAGCCUCAUGGUCUCCAAGGUAACAUCGAUAUAGCAGUUAUCGUUCUAUUGGCAAAAAUGAUAGUAUGUCUAGGCCCAGUUGGCUCUGGAAAAUCCUUACUUCUAAAAAGUCUGCAAAACAGUGACAGCAUAGAUGAAACCACCACAGCUGUUCCAACCAUCGGAACAAAUAUUUUCGAUAUCAGAGUGGGGGAUAACAUUUUCGAAGUGAGAGAGUUAGGGGGCUCGAUGGCCCCUCUUUGGCCUGUGUAUCUUGGAAAUGCCAAGAAAAUCACUUAUGUGGUGGAUGUAUCCAAUUUGUGUCAAAUAUCUGCUGCAUGUGUGCUGCUGUAUACUAUCAUGGUUCUUCCUAGCUUAGCAAAUGCCAAAUUCUUGAUAGUCUUGACAAAAAUGGAUGUCAGCUACAGACAGAUGAGAAAUGAGGCUCUAUUGAUGUUACAAAUGAAGAGAUUGCAGAAGGAAUCCAAGCAACAAAUCGAGAUAACUCAAGCUAGUGCUAUUACUGGUGAAGGAAAAAAUGAUAUUUUGACAUGGAUUAGUAAAUAAUCAUUGAUCAUUGUUCGUAUUAUCAUUCAUUGCUAGAUUUAUUGAAGUGACGUUCUGGAAACGUUGGUUAUAAAACCAAAUAAAAAAUAACACAAUAAUAUUGGGAAAACCCUAAAUACGUAUUUUGGCAACGAAGUUGCCAUCCUAAGUAGAAUUGAGAAGGAAAUUAGGAUCAACUGACUCUAUAGUAACCAGUAGUUUCUGCAGAUGCCCUUGCAAGCUAUCACGAAUCGAAAAAGAGCGUAAUUUUCAGUGUAAAAUGUGAAUUUGCGAUGACAAUGGGAAUAUUUUGAAGUUGCCCCAUACCCCUUUCUAGAGGGUGAAAGUGGAAGGAAGAGUUUUGUAUAUUGAUGGAUAGAUUUUUUUCGAACCAUUAAACAUAUUAUUCGACAUAUUCCACCAUUUCCAGAAUUUUUGGACACCCUGUAUACCAAGCUAAGCAUCCAAAUUAUUGUCACUCGUUCGAAAGGUGAAUUAUUUGUGAGAUAAACAUAUUGUGAGUUAAUUUCGAUAGUUUUCAGAAUCACUGAGCAUGAAUGUAUAAAAGAGAUUGUUUUGAAAUUGUCAAGAAACAUUAGAUCCUGUUAUUGUAAGAAAAGUACAAGUUUGAUUAACUAUACACCUCUUUGCUUUUUCCUAGAACUGUUUGAGAUGAAGUUGACAAUAUAUGCGGUAAUGGUGAGUUCAAUUAUUGUUUUGUUGAAUUUCCAAAUAUUGGUGUGCAGUCAGAUGCAAAGAACAUGUCGCCGUUGGAUAGAAAAAUCAAAUAGCUUGUCAGUGAUACUUUGUUUGGAAAAAUGUUUGAAGAAAAGAAAUAUAGAUAUAUCGAGAAAAUAUCGAAUAUUUCGUUCUCAAAAUGUGAAUACAAAAAUAUUUUUCUUUGAAAGUCGUGCUCUUAUAGUUUGAAACUUUUCAGUGACAUACUGAUGUUGAUAUGAAUGAGUGGUGUUAGAAUACAAAUCAGUUACUGGAUGUUUUCAUUGAUUGAUCUUGAAUCUACCAUGUUCAUGUUGAGUUUUCAGUAGUGAAUACCACAAAUCUAUAUCAACUGAACAGGAAGCAAUGAUAUUGUCUCCGUUCAGAAGAAUGCAAGCGGAUUCCUUGAUUUUUCCCUUUUGGUUAUCAUACAACAUAAAUAUGCACUUGACAGCAAUUCUCGAAUGGGGAUCCAAUAACUUGGUAGAUUUCAAUGCAAACAGACACAAGCAUGCCUUUUCUCUAGAAAAGCCGAUCUCACUGUGCAUAAGCUUGUCAGGAGUAACCAUACCUUUGAAGACAUCCAUUUCGAUGCUUGGUAUUACUAUCAGCAAUAACCUUUCUUGGAAAAUCACGUGAGAUCCAUUGCUAAAAGUGCAUCCCUAAAACAUGGUUUCCUGGUUCGGGCCAGGAGCUAUUUCACUUCCAGUCAGCUGCUUAUGAUCUAUAAGGCACAAUUCCGACCUGUCCUGGGAUACUGUUCCCAUAUUUGGAGUGCAGCACCCAAACAUACCCUGAAACUGUUGGAUUCUGCCCAAAAAAGGGCAACUCGUCUAGUGGGUGAUGCCACGCUCACAAACUAAUUCACUUCUCUAGAACACCGUAGAAAAGUUGGCGAUCUGGCUCUAUACUAAAGAUAUUUUCAUGGACGAUGCUCUUCUGAAAUACCAACAAUUGUUCCUCCCUUGGCAGUCCCCGCGAGUUUAACCCGUCGAGUUGAGGCUUCGCACCCCUUCGUGGUCACUUUGGAGACCUGCAGAACAUCUCUUUCCAAAGACUCGUUCAUCCAACGAACAGCUAGGCUCUGGGACACAUUGCCAAGGGAGGUGUUUCUCGAGGCAUAUAACCUCCAGAAAUUUAAGAAGAACACCAAUUCCUACCUUAUUUCCCUUAUUGGUUCUCACGAUGUUCUCUGAACAUUACAGGAUAUCCCUUUUCGUGAGAACCAGAACAUAAAAAAAAUAUUGUCACUAUGACAGAACUCGUAUUCAAGUCUGAUCAAAAUCUAGUAGCAUAUGAGUCUUUAUUGAUAAAUACUUACUGGAUUCGAAUGUCAUUCUUGCGAAUCCCGUACCAGAACCAGAAUAGUAUCUACAUUCCAGUGUGUGUGUUUAUAGACUAGUUGUUUAUAAAAUGACGAAAAGUACCUUGGUAGUAAAAAAAACUUGAGGCCUCGAAAAGGAUUGAAGAGGAUAUUACUAGUCGAAAUUCGCAGAUUCAGCGAUUUGAAUUACAUCCGAUCUCAUUCCAUGCAUGAUAGCGCUUCAUUUUACUUAUUUCACAGAUUUUUGUUCUGAUGAUGUUGAUUCCACCUUGUUUUUCAUCUCCUUUACCCGGGGGAUGCUGCGGAGGGAGGAAAAGAGGUGGCGGCGUCAAAAUCAUUCUGGUGAAAUCUUACGGCUAUGGAGGUGGCUCGAGGCAUGGAGGUCACUAUGGAGGUAAACGUGGAUGCAACAAGGGAUGGGGGAAAUGAAAUCAAACAGGAGAUUAUAUCCUUCAAAAUUUGCAAGAGUUCUUAUAUCAAUUGUUUUGUUAUUAUUAUCCAUAUUAAACAAAUCGAAGACCUC